Messenger RNA from Lymnaea stagnalis (great pond snail), 7511 nucleotides. The record is from the annotation of a GenBank genome assembly. Lineage: Eukaryota; Metazoa; Mollusca; Gastropoda; Lymnaeidae.
CGUGGGAUGACGGCCAUGUUCUCGGGGGGGUCUGACACACCACCACUGGCCAGAAAAUGUUGUCAAAAGAACAGCUGUCGGCGGCUCUGCUGCUGGCGCUUUCCAGCAACGCCGUGCUGCUGUUGGUGGUUUUGUUCAGGUCCGCGGACGUGCACAGAGAAGCUCACGGUGCAGGAAAACGUCUGUGCACAUCGACCGGCCCGAGACGAGAGCUCGCCGCCAAACUGCAGCAGCCUGGAGUUCUGGACAGAGACGCGUUGCUGCUUCGGGAUUUCGUUCUGACAGUGGAUCGGUUUAACGACAUUGAACAACAUGUCCAGCCCAGGACGGCUGCGGGCUUCCGUCUCGCCUCGCCGGCGUUUCAGCAUGUCUUGUUGUCGUUAUUAAAGUACAAGCUGUCCAAGCUGGGCACGUCACGGAGGCCGAAAAUUUAUAACCCCGUCCUGGAUAAACUGUUUGUGGAUGACAGUCCAGCCAAAGGUCACGAACCCACACGUGGUGAGGACUCGACCGAAGUUACGGACGGACGUUCUGCAACCAGUUCAUUCGUUGACCAAAAUGGACACGGGGUGAAUUAUUCACAUCGAGCCGACGGCAGUUGGACGGGAGAACUCCACGUUACACGUUCUGACGGCCGGACAAAUCCGGCGCUGGUCGCAGCCGAGAGCGCAUCGGCCCCAUCAAGAAGAGAAGUGACGUUUCAACUUUUCUCCGGUCAAAACCAAACCGACUCGGAUGACCAGCGAAAUUCGUUUGCGAACAUUUCCAGGUCGAAGAGAGGCGCCGGAAGUGAACCGGUCAAUGGUGGCGUUCCGGAGCAGGGACAGAAUCGCAUCAAUGAAAUCUUCUCGACUUUCACACAGGUUGAGAUGGCCGAGUUUCCCGCCCCAGUUUCUCGGGUCCUGAUUCCUGCACUGGUACAGUUUGAAGGGAUGCUCAUAAAGUAAGGCUUUCCUUAACCGUUACGAAACUAGUUGAACAGAUAACGUUGUUUUUUUUUUUUUACAAGUAAUUGUUAAUGAAAACAGGCUUCCUCGUAAAUUAUUGAGUCACUGAAGCCAUCUGCAGUCAACUUAAACCCGUGCCUCUAAAAUCAAUGGCCGUUACGCAUGCAUUUUCUUAAGUAUACGUCCAUGCCUGCAAUCUUGCGGACAUACCAGCGCUAUCAUUAUCGACACCAUGGUCGCUUAUUCCAGACAGUGUCUACCAGCCAUGCAUGUGUGUCAUUAUCAUCAUGACUGAAUGUAUACACCACACAGCAUGUGGAAUGAGCGUGCAGGGGGGUGGGGGGGGGCAGCCGUCCCGGGCGCCAUCUUCUUGGAGCGAAAAAAAAAGAAUAUUUUUUUCCAAUCCAAUUUAAUGCAAAAUACUUUCUUAAGAAUAAGAGGUUGCCUGAAUUCAAGGUUUUCCGCGACCCUCACAGGGGAGUACUGUUUUCACUUUUCUAGGCUUUCAGAUUUGAUUUAGAAUUGAUUUUGUGAGCGAAGCAGAACUUAAAACAAAAAUAUUAUAAAAUAGUUGAACAAAAGAAAUGAUCACACAUAAAGUUUGCUCUAUUUCAAAUUGUCAUUGCGCCAGAGUGGGUCGCCUUUUAUACGUUUAAUGAGAUGUUUCUUCAAAUCUCUUCUCCUUUACACCCUUAACAUACUAAGCCUGUUUACCGUGUUACGAUAAUUUAAGAUCACAUCCCAAGCUUCCGACUGCUUGGUCCUUUACCUUUACACAUACACACACACACACACGCAUACACGCUCACACACAAACACACACACACACACAUAGACACACACACACACACACAAACUCGCACAGAGACGCACACACAAAUCAACACAUUUUUACUUGUUGGUCGUGUUUCCCCAUUGAACCCAGCAGCCUGGGAUUUUGUUUACCAUACAAAUCUUACGUAGCCAAAUCUGAAACCUUACACCACAGAGAGCUGGAACGUCUGCACGCCGUCGCCGUGGCUCACGACCUGAGGCUCGAAGUACUGGAGAAGGCCAUGCUGACCGCGGCGGAAGGCCACGCCGAGAUUCAGGCCGAUGCUGUGGACAACAAGUCCCAGCUGGUCAGCGGCGAACAGGUCCUUGGUGGGGAACAGACCUUCGUCCCUGCUGGGAAUAGCUCGAAUCUUAUAGAACUGGUUUGUCUUUUUAAUUUUUAAACAUUUGUGUAAUAUAAGUAGGUCAGUAGGUCAUUCAUAAUAUAAUAUGUAUAUAUAUAUAUAUGUAUAUAUAUAUAUAUAUAUAUAUAUAUAUAUAAUGGGAUGGUCAUCAAAUGACAUUUAUCUUAGUUUUUUCUGUGUUGUUGUCAUUUUUUUACAUGCAUGAUUGCUAUAUUUGUUUUGUCUCCUAUGUAAUGUCGAUUUAUGUUUUCGUAUCCUAUGGAAGGUCGAUUUAUGACUGACGUUCAUAUUUUACAAUUGUGACGUUUCUUGUACAGAAACCGUAUUGCACUAACUUCAUACCUCCUUCAAACCUACUCUUUAACCCCCCCCCCCCCCAAAAAAAACAACAACUUAACCUAUUCUCUUGCCAUGACCCCCUUCCUCUCUCCGCGCCCCCACCACAGGUUGUGCCCCUGGAAGGUAGCGGAGAAGGGGAGACGUCACCUGCAGGAACCUCCACUUCUCGGUCCCCUGGGGUGACGCCGUGGAGAGUUCCAGAAUACUACGAGCUGUUCAGACACCUGAGCACAUUAGAACAAAAGGUAACAGCUGCAAUCCUUUCACAUUGCCAACCAAAUCAAAAAGAAACAUACGCAAGGUAGAGGAAAUCCUAAAUAAAUAGAAAUAUAUACAAGGCAGGGCACUACAACAAAGUGUGGACCUUUCGGCCAAAAAAUCUUUCGACGGAAAAAAAAUAGUUAAACACACUUUUCCUCUACCUUUUGUAUAUUUCUUAAUACUUCAACCAGAACGCAGUGCUCCCCCUUAUUUCUCUUACAUCACUAAACGCAACGCUACGACGCCGCCAAGACCUCCCUGAAACUACGUUCUUCUAACACCAUUACGCCCUCAUCGGUCACCAAACACCAUCUUACAUCACCAUGCCCAAUGGUGCAACACCUUGCACUGCUUCACACAUCUUUCAUUCCUGUUCUAGAUCAUUACCUCGCCUCGCCAAGGUGGGCGUCGAGUAGGGAGUGGGUGGUCAACACCUUGCACUGCUUCACACAUCUUUCAUUCCUGUUCUAGAUCAUUACCUCGCCUCGCCAAGGUGGGCGUCGAGUAGGGAGUGGGUGGGGGGGGGGGGGGGGGAGGGGGGUCCAGAUAUUCCAGUGACACUGCCGAACAUAAACCAGCUAGGAAAUCUGACGUGAUAUCCCGGAAAUCUUGGAUAUAAACAAUUUUUUUUUUUUUAAAGACUUAAAUUUACCGGAAAGCUUUUAAACCUAAUGUUUAAAAAGAAAAAAAAAUGAACCAACACAUAGAAACCAAGUUUUUCUUGUAAAUCAUUUACAUGCAUUCUUUUUAUUAACAUAUUAACAUUCCAAUGUACCGCGGUGCUUUGACAUCGAAUAUUCAUUUCACCAACUAUCUCUGAAAUACAAAAUAAAAAUAUUACACACAAAACGCACUUCCGGUAUGUUGUCGUUUUUUUAAAAUUAAAAAUCUCAUUAAGCGAAAUUUGGGGGGAAUUAUAUUUCAUGAACUUGGUGUCAUCAUAUUUCAUGAACUUGGUGUCAUCAUAUUUCAUGAACAUGGUGUCAUCAUAUUUCAUGAACUUGGUGUCAUCAUAUUUCAUGAACUUGGUGUCAUCAUAUUUCAUGAACUUGGUAUCAUCAUAUUUCAUUAACUUUGUGUCAUCAUUUUCAUGAACUUGGUGUCAUCAUAUUUCAUGAACUUGGUGUCAUCAUAUUUCAUGACCUUGGUGUCAUCAUAUUUCAUGAACUUGGUGUCAUCAUAUUUCAUUCAUAUUCCCAACGAAAAGUAUGUAAAACAGAUUUUUGGAGGGGUUGGGUCUGGGUGGUGGGACGGAACAUUUGAGAGAAUGUGUUGCCAUCAGCUUGGAGUCCAUGUGCAAAGUUUCAGCUCGAUGCGUUGACGGGGAAACGGGUCUAUUUGCCGUCCGAAGAUUUUUUGCCUUAAUCACACACAAAUAAAUACAUAAGAUUUGCAGGCUAGAAAUGAGUGCCGUGUACAAAAAAAAUAUAAAAAAAUUAAUGUAUUGUACGCUUUCUUUCCUUGUAAAUUGAAUUUGUUUAUUUCAUUGAAACGUUUUGUCCCGCGGUCAGUGUGGGCCGUUCACGGGUAAUUAAUAAUUGACUGCUCUUGAAAUGGGAGACCUUGACAGGAAAGGUCGGCUGAGAGCGAUUAGUGUGCGACGUUGUUGUCGUCAUGUAACGUUUUUGUCAAACGUUCCACGUUUCAGGUCUUAACCCUGGAAAACUACAACAUCAUGAGCGAUUCUGAGCUAACACGUGUCAGGUCAGAGGUCAUCAAGAUGGACGACAAGGUCAGUGACAUUUAGUUACAUCCCAACGAAACCGCAAUUCUGAACUGCUUUAAUUUUAUUUUAUUUUUUCCUAAUUAGCAAAAAGGAUCAUUCGUGUCGGCCCCAGUGGAUUGAUUCCCUUUGGUUUGUCCUAGUAAACGUGGUCCUUCCAAAAUCUUGACGAAAUGAGAUCAAGCAUCCAUUAUUUUAGGUGACAGAGCUGGACAGGAGGAACCGGAACCUGCAGAUACGGAUGUCCAUGCACGCGGUGAAAAUCUCGGAGAUGGAAAUGUUCAAGAACAAGGCGGAGAUGACGUUGCAGACAUCACAGGAAGCGUACGGGAGAGUCAACAACAGGCUGGACGCGUUCAAGGUGGGCCUCACGAGCUGGAGGUUUGGCGAGAUAGUGGAGGGGGGUGGGUGGAGGUAUGGAAGUAUGGAGAUGGGUAGUGUUGGGGAGAUGACGGGGGUUGAUGGAGACAAAGUUAAGAAGGGAAGAGAUGGAUGGGGGGUGAGAAGAGGACAGAGGUGGAUGAAGAGAAAGAUACCUUUUCCCAAUUAAAUGGAGGGGUGGGUAAGGACUGACACGGCAGAGUUUUUCGGUGACGUCAAUAUCAAGGCCAUACUAGGGGAGACAUCUGGUGAUGACUAAACACAGCUCUAACUUUAAGUGGCCUAGACAUAGAUUAUAUUUUAACAAACUUAUUUUGGAAAUAAUAAAAAUAAAACCUUUUUAUAACGUAGAUCAUGGGUCGUGAAACCAAGAUGAGCAAAAUACAAUGUUCAACGAUAACUUAGUCUAAACCUAAAUUAGUGGUUUUCACAUCUAUGUACAAAUCUACGUUCACAUCUAUGUACACAUCUAUCUUUUCACUACAAAAGAAAAACUUGUAUAUUGACCGCGUAAUCAAAAUAUGCCGUGACGUAGUUCACGAACUGCCCGAAAGGCAUGGCGUGCACUGUGCACUGUGCACCGAGGCUAAGGCUAGUGUCCAUCUUAACAGGAGCGGCUGGCCGGGCUGAAGACAGACCUACGUGGCAUCACCUCGCAGUUUACACGCCACGACCAGAUUUCUAGCGAGCUCCGGGCAGCAGAUGCAUACAAGGCGCACGACAUUCAGGUAGGCUGAUGGGGGCAGUUUUUCUUUCAGAAAAUUUCCCCGGGAGGGGGGGUCACUUCAAAUUUUCGGGGGGGGGGGGCCACUUCAGUUUUUUCUCAGUGCCAGCAGUUCCAGUUGAUAUAUUGUUGGACAUAUUUUUGCUCCGGGGGUGGGCACUUGGCUUUCCCCAGGGGACACUAACCCCCCACCCCCCGGAGAUAUAGCUGAAAGAAAUCCUGGAUGGGGGGCAUACAGCCAAAUUGACAAACUGAUUACAUGUGCAUUAGACACAUGCUAGUGUAGACCAAUAGGACAUACUAUUGUAAGUCAAUGGGACAUUCAGGUAGGCUGAUAGGGGAGGGGGGGCAUCCAGGAGGAUGGGAAACGCAUUACAAAUGAAUACACCCGCAUGAUACACUUGUGUACACUUACAUGGCAUACAUGUGUAUCAGACACGUCUUGCUAGUUUACACCACUAGGACAAACUUUUUGUAAGUUAACACGGCAUGCUAGUGUUAAGUCAACCGGAUAUGCUAGUGCAGCGGUUCUCAACCUGAAGGUCGCACGACCCUUUUCCAGGGGUCGCCUAAGACCAACUGAAAACACAGACGCUCUACAAUUAAAAAGGAGAAGCGAAAAUUUUUUGUGGCGGGGGUCGCCACAACAGGGUGAGCUCUAUUAAAGGGUCGCGGCAUUAGGAAGGUUGAGAACCACUGUGCUAGCGUAAGUCAAAAUGACAUGCAAGUGUAACUUAACACAACAUACUAGUGUAAGUCAACACGAUCAAUUAGUCCACGUCAACACGACAUACUAGCAUACGGCAGCACGACAAUCCCAUUACCACAGCGAACCAACCAGGUUGACAUGUCAUUUUCAACCCCCGCUUCCCCACCCCCCACCCCACGGUCUUGUUCCAGGAGAUGAGAAAGAACAUAUUUGGCAUCGAAGGCCGUCUGAACAACUUGUACUCCACCUUUGAUAAGAACGUCCAGUUGGUCAGGAGUGACGUCAGGGGCAUAAUGGAGAGGCUGUGCUCUAAAAAUAAAUUGUCGUGUUGACCAAUCAGAAUAGGAGAUCAUCGAAUGACGAUGUUGGUAAUGUGUUAGAUACGUAGAAAAACAAAUUGUCGUUAUUGUAUCUCUCGCUCUGUUAAAUGACCAAAAUGUAUUAAAAAGUUGGGUGGGGGUGGGGGGAAGGGCAUAUGUUCUGAGAUUUAUGUUUAAAACCUAAAGAUAUUUAUUUGCCAUUUAUAGUUUUACCUUAAAAGCGUCAGCUGUGCACUGUGGUACAGUGCUCUGGUACUGUGGUACAGUGCUCUGGUACUCGUGGUACAGUGCUCUGGUACUGUGGGGCAGUGCGGUGCUCUGGUACUCGUGGUACAGUGCUCUGGUACUGUGGGGCAGUGCGGUGCUCUGGUACUCGUGGUACAGUGCUCUGGUACUGUGGGGCAGUGCUAGCCCAGUCUCUUAAUUUGGCCGACCAUCUCUACCCUUUUCACCGAUCCCCCCCCCCCACUUUUAUUUCAAUUUAAUUAUCUCCUUUAUGUCAAACAUCUUGUUCACCUUUGGUCUCCUAGUCUAAAUUCGUUCAAGAUGAACGUCGCUAUGUGUAUCAACUCCUUCAUCGAUGUAUUGUUAGUUAACGUGCAAUAUAUAGUUUAGUAGGAUAACAGUUUAAAGAAAUCAAACAAUUGAUCGAUCCACUGAUUGAAAUAUUGAGAACAUUUGAAAUCGGUCAACCAGAUGUUCCUGGACACCCCCCAAACCCCCCCCCCCCCAAACUAAAACAUUAGGUGCCCGCUGACUUUUGGAAAAUCCUUCUCAUGGAUGGCAUUGGCAAGGAUCAAAAUCUACCCUAAAAUAGUUGGUGUAAAUAUCACUGAAUAUUUCUCAGGUUGAAAAGCUCGUUGAAAAGAGAUAAUUGAGGGGAGGGGGGGGGGGGAGACAAAUAUGACCACUUAGGAGUGGGGUGGGCG